Molecule: messenger RNA, 2584 nt
Organism: Periophthalmus magnuspinnatus
Lineage: Eukaryota; Metazoa; Chordata; Actinopteri; Gobiiformes; Gobiidae
Gene: tmem253
Exons: 7
Coding region: 129-767 (212 amino acids)
Cellular component (GO): membrane
Source: RefSeq, a predicted model, not a curated record
CCCAUGAGCUACCUGAGUUAAACUUUGACCCCUGACUGUACAGCAGAAUAUAGAGAUCUUAUGGUUUGAAUAGUUUUGUAAGUUGACAUGUGCACACUUAUGAUGUCUGUGGAUAUCUCUCUGUAAAGAUGUCUCAGAACAUGUUCCAGGAGGGGCUGUACCAGGUGUACAUGCAGAGCCCCUCUCCUGCGCCCCCUCCGAGUACACAGGGCACACAGGGGGAUCUGGAGAAUGCCAGGAUCCAUCGCUGGUUUGGAGCAGUGGUCAACACAAGACUUUUAGUGUCAGGGGUGGUGCAGGUGCUCAGUGCGGUGGCCUGCAUUCUCACCACAGUCAUUUACACCUGUGUGAGCUUCAACUGCACUGUUUCUAUGGCGACACCUGUCUGGUCCAGUCUAAUGUAUGUGGCCUCGGGGUUUUAUGCAAUGGAGGCUCAGAGGAAACCCAACAAAGUCAAGGUCAUAGCCCUGGUGGCUGCUAACAUCUUCAGUUUUGUGUUUGGGUUCUCUGCUAUGAUAAGCACCAGCCUGAAGCCUCAAGACUCCACUGCUCUCAACCCUAAGCAGAGGGUGGGGUCAUUUGUGGCCAAGGGCAGCUCCAUCACAUUCACAGUGCAGUGUUUGCUGGCCUCUCUCUACAUCCUGUUUCUGUGUUGGAGAGGCCUACAGCGCUACAGCCACACAGGCACACAGGCCUACAGCCGAGUGGCACAGGAGGUAGAAACCACCAAUGAGCCUCUUCUUGAAAAUAUGGAAUACAACCUUUGAUGGAGGGCGUCUGAGCUGCUCAAACCAGUUACUGUUUUAAGACAUGGUGAAUUUCAAUAACCUGGCUACAGAGACUUUAAAUGGAUCUGAAAAAAAUCCUCCAAUUGUGAACUGUAAAUUAUUCUUUUAUAUUAUACUUUUGUUGUUUAUCAUUAUUUAAUAACUAUAAUUCUCAUGUUCAGAAAAACCCAGUGCCAAAACGUUUUUCCUUUGUGUUUCCUCAUAAUCACUCAUGAAAUAGAGACUUUCACCAGCAGAAGGCGCCAUUGUUUUGUGUUUCCAUGUCUUGACUUGGAGAAUUGGCCAGACAGUUUUUUCUAAAUGUCACAUCUCAUCCAUCAGCUUUUGUUCAAUCUGUUGUGCUCCUGGUAAAUGUCACAGCACAACCAAGUCCUGCUCCUCUGACAUUCAGUACAAUCUCAUCCUAUUUAAUACUUUUUACAAAGCGUACAAAUAAAUUAAAAGAAAAACCCAAUUAAAUAAAAGAGGUCCAUGUUAGUCCUGGUCCAGUUUUGGUCCUGGGUGAGACUUUUAAUCCUGGUUUAGACCUACAGAUCUGUUUCAGUCCAAGGGUAGACCUGAUUUAGUCUUAAUCCAGACCUGGUUUAGAUCUGUUUAGUCUUGUUUCGGUCCUAGUUUAAACCGUGUGUGUGUGUGUGUGUAAUCAUAGUUUUGACAUUUCUGUGAAUCUCCUUUACUCCUCCUUUUCAGUGGAUCUGCUUUAGUCCUGGUUCAGUCUCUGUGUAGACCUACUUUAGACCAGUUCCAUGCUGGUUUAGACCUAAUUUAGUCCUGGCUCAAACCUGCUUAAAUCCUGGUUUAGACCUGAUUUAGUCUUAGUUUAGACCUGAUUUAGACCUGAUUUAGACCUGAUUUAGACCUGAUUUAGACCUGAUUUAGACCUGAUUUAGACCUGAUUUAGACCUGAUUUAGACCUGAUUUAGUCCUGGUUUAGACCUGACUUAGUCCUGGUUCAGUCCUAUUUAAAUCUGUUUUAGUCCUGGUUUAGAUCUGCUUUAGUCCUGGUUUAGACCUGCUUUAGACCGGCCUGUCCUAUUUCAGACCUGCUUUAGUCCUGCUUUAGUCCUGGUUCAUGACGCAGAUUUGUACUGGAUCAAAUGUUCACACAGACUUCUGCAGGAGUGAAAAAAUCUGAGUGCAGUUCUCACGCCAUGUGGACCUAAGCACUUCCAGCUGCUCUAGAGCGGGUCAGGCUGUGGAGGGGAGGGGCCAGGCUGUGAAGGUGGGUUGGGUUGUGGAGGCGGUCUGGGAACCCUGCACCGUAAAACAAAUAUGGACUUCAUUAGAGAGUUUGAACCGACUGACAGAGAAAGAGGGAAGAGGAGGGAAGGGGGUCCUCAGUAAAUCUGACUGAACUACAGCACACAAAGAGGAAGGAGAUCACGCUAUUAUUUGGCAGAUUCUUUAUAAUCCACAACUGCACUGUCCUUUUCAAUGUUUGGUUUUAUCUGAAUGCUUUUAACUGUAUGUUCAUAAAUGUAGAUUUUAACUGUCUGUAAAUUGUAAAUUGUAUUGUAUUGUAUUGUAAGGUGACCUUGAGUGCCCAGAAAGACGCCCUGUAAAUAAAAUUUAUUAUUAUUAUUAUUUGAAUUUUCAGAAGUGUAACAGCAGGUACACUACCCACCAAAAGUUUGCACACCGUAUGUUUUUUUUCUUUAUGUUUGCUACUUUCUACAUUUUAGAUACAUAUGGAAGACAUUAAAUAUCUGAUGAAGAUAUGUGUAUUUAUGCAGCAAAGAAAAAGUUAAAUACUAACUACAUUUAAAAAAUAUUUUAUAUUCAAAACCUCAAAGUAG